This is a messenger RNA of Choloepus didactylus (southern two-toed sloth), 1726 nucleotides long. RefSeq names its product synaptojanin-2-binding protein-like. Bases 486 to 911 code for a protein of 141 amino acids. Gene Ontology annotation, molecular function: protein binding. The record is from RefSeq and is a predicted model, not a curated record. NCBI's taxonomy places the organism in Eukaryota, Metazoa, Chordata, Mammalia, Pilosa, Megalonychidae. The transcript has a single exon.
CAGUCUCAGUAAAAUUCAGAGUCCUUAUUUUGACUACAAGAAGGACAUGAUGUGCUCCCCACUCACCAGCCCUGCUGGCAUUACCUUUUUGACCUCAUCUCCUACUGUUCUCCCUUUCCUUCACUCUGUUCCAGCUACAUAGCCAUCUUGCUGUUUUUGGAAAAUAUCAGGCACACAUGUGCCUCAGGUCUUUGUACUUGCUGAAUGCUUCUAGAACAUUACCUGGCAUGUAGUAAGUACUCAAUAAAUAUUGAAAGAUGUAUGCACCCAUGAAUUGGUUUCUACCACAGACAAGGCAGUAUGCUAAGCAUAGUAGAGGAUACAAAGACGGUUAAAGGCGAGUGUACUGAUGUUUGAGGGUGCACAGCAGAAUAUACUAAUAGAAGAGAAAGAUACGCUUGCCAUUUUGAUAGAGGCAGUAUCAGGUGAGUGUCACAUCUGUCCUCUUAAGAACCAACUCAGCCAGGAAAGCAAAGCAAUAAAACAUGAAUGGAAGAGCGGAUUAUUUGGUCACUGAAGAAGAGAUCAGUCUUACCAGAGGACCUACAGGGCUGGGCUUCAACAUCGUCGGUGGGGCAGAUCAGCAGUAUGUCUCCAAUGACAGUGGGAUCUUCGUCAGCCACAUCAAAGAGAAUGGGGCUGCAGCCUUGGAUGGGCGGCUCCAGGAGGGUGAUAAGAUCCUCUCGGUGAAUGGCCAUGACUUAAAGAAUCUGCUGCACCAGGAUGCUGUAGACCUCUUUCGUAAUGCAGGCUAUGCUGUGUCCCUGAGAGUGCAGCACAGAUUACAGGUGCAGAGUGGACCUGUAGGACGCCGAAAUGAAGGAGAGCCAAGUGGCAUCCCCAUAGUCAUGAUGCUAGUGCCGGUGUUUGCCCUCACUGUGGUAGCAGCCUGGACCUUCAUGAGAUACUGACAACAACUUUGACAAGCUCGCUUUCCUGCAGUGCCCCUGAUGAAGAUACAUUUCUCUCUUUCUGUCAUCCUCCUCCCUUAAAUCCUCCCAUAUCUUUCCCUCUCUCUGCAUAGCCAACACAUGAUUUAAAGUGACUGAUACCCACCCAGAACUUGCUGUUCAAAAUAUGCUUGAAAUCCUCAGAUCCUAAUGGAGAGUAAAGGUGUUGUUUGAAGAAAAGCCAAGAAAAGACUUGCUGAGAACAAAUGAAGAGUUAUAUUUUUUACCAGGGCCAGCAAUAGAAGUUCAGCUACCACCCAAAGAAAGCAAAGUCCAGUCUUCCCAUCACCAUGGAUGAUAACUUUUUUCUUAGCUGACAUUCCUCAAAAGCCAGCUGUAUGAGAUGAGAAGAGAGGAUUUUUUUUUAGUGAUCUUUCUUGGGAAGUUUUUGUGGCCUUUUAAAAUUUCUUUCAACUACACACCUGGGUGCCUGUGUCAAACACAAGAGAAUAAGAAAGGGAACAUUCUCACUUUCUUAAAAAAGUGAAUACAUAUAUAUAUAUAUAUAAUAUGUAUAUUUGAAUGUAUACUCACAUGUGAUAAUAGUGAUGCUUUAUGAAGCAUUAAAAAGAUGAGUAAGCUCCUCUACUUUCUAGAUUUCAUUAGGGAUGAUCGUAAUUGAAGAAUUUGAAGAGAUUUUUAGAGCAUUUAUAGUAGGAGUGAGGGCGUGACCCUUAAAGAAGAUGCCCAAUAUGAGUCAUUGAAAAAAAAAAACUGAAGCAACUAACAAAAAUCUUGAAUGAAUAAUAUUUCUUCUCAUAAUAACUAAUGGUGAA